GGCGGUGGCCGCCAGCGGCUGAGACCCGGGCUCCUGCGCCAUGGCACCCCCGCAGCGCUGUUCCCUGUGCCGCCAGACUUUCUUCUGCGGUCGCGGACACGUCUACAGUCGCAAACACCGACGGCAGCUGCAGGGGGCCUUUGAGCGGCUAUUGCCGCAGGUGGAGGCCGCCCGCAAGGCCAUCCGGGCCGCGCAGGUGGAGCGUUACGUGCCGGAGCAUGAGCGCCGCUGCUGGUGCCUGUGCUGCGGCUGUGAAGUGCGGAAACACCUGAGCCACGGGAACCUGACGGUGCUGCACGCGGGACUGCUGGAGCACCUGGCCAGUCCAGAACACAGGAAAGCAACCAACAAAUUCUGGUGGGAGAACAAGGCUGAGGUCCAGAUGAAGGAGAAGUUUCUGGUCUCUGCUCAGGAGUAUGCGCGAUUUAAGAAAUCCAUGGUGAAAGGCUUGGAUUCUUAUGAAGAAAAAGAAGAUGAGGUGAUCAAAGAGAUGGCAGCUCACAUCCGGGAAGUGGAGCAGAGCCGGCAGGAGGUGGUUCGAUCUGUCUUAGAGCCUCAGACAGCACCAGACCCAGAAGAGGGCUCUUCGGCACCUAAGAGUUGGCAAGGAGCACACAGCCAAGUGGCCUCCAGCUCACAGCAGCCCUCAUAUUUGGACCUGCCACUGCAACCAGCUCCAGAGCUUGACUGGAUGGAGACCCAGCAACCUCUGACGUUCAUUGGCCAUCAGGAAAUGCCCGGAGUUGGUAACGUCCACUCAGGUGCUACACCUCCCUGGAUGGUCCAAGAUGAAGACUACAGCUCUGGGAACAAACAAAUUGGGCCUUCCUAUGAAGAAUUCCUUAAAGAAAAGGAAAAGCAGAAAUUGAAGAAACUCCCACCUGACAGAGUUGGGGCCAAUUUUGACCACAACUCUAGCACUGGUGCAGGCUGGCUGCCAUCCUUCGGCAGGGUCUGGAAUAAUGGAAGACGUUGGCAGUCCAGGCAUCAAUUCAAAACUGAAGCAGCUGCAAAGAAGAAACAGCUACCACAUAAAGAAAAAACCUAAUCA
Molecule: messenger RNA, 1051 nt
Organism: Ochotona princeps (American pika)
Lineage: Eukaryota; Metazoa; Chordata; Mammalia; Lagomorpha; Ochotonidae
Gene: CENATAC
Product: centrosomal AT-AC splicing factor
Exons: 11
Coding region: 41-1048 (335 amino acids)
Source: RefSeq, a predicted model, not a curated record